Messenger RNA from Striga asiatica, 1725 nucleotides. The record is from the annotation of a GenBank genome assembly. Lineage: Eukaryota; Viridiplantae; Streptophyta; Magnoliopsida; Lamiales; Orobanchaceae.
CUUUGAAUAACUCGAAAGGGUACACAGGAUAACUGUCCACCACGCAUCUCCCUCAUUAUAUAACAUAAUCAUGGCAGUCAAAUUCACCUGCGGCGGCGGCGUUUAAUCUCAUCCUCUCUCACACCUAAAUUGGGAAGAGAGAGAAGAAAGAAAAAGUUGAAAAAUGCCAGUGAUGCAGUCGACUUUCCUGCAGUCUCCGUCCAUUUGCCGUUUCUCGGUUUCAUCUCCUUCAUCCGUGAAAUUCACAGUCUCUUGUUGCUUGGUUGCGUCGCCGGCGACACUGAGUGUGGACAUCGACAAGAAGCCUUCAGAGAGAAAUGAAGUGCGCUUGGGAUUGCCGAGCAAGGGCCGAAUGGCCACCGAUACUCUUGAUCUUCUCAAGGAUUGUCAAUUGUCAGUGAGACAAUCAAAUCCACGGCAGUAUGUGGCGGAAAUUCCACAGAUUUCAAAUUUAGAAGUUUGGUUUCAACGCCCAAAAGAUGUUGUGAGAAAACUGGUCUCUGGAGAUUUGGACCUUGGAAUUGUUGGUCUGGACACUGUAACGGAAUAUGGACAGGGGAAUGAAGAUCUCGUUAUCGUCCAUGAUGCCCUGGACUAUGGAGAUUGCCGUUUAUCUGUAGCGAUUCCCAAUUAUGGCAUAUAUGAGAAUAUAAAUUCUUUGAAAGAGCUUGCUCAGAUGCCGCAGUGGACUCCUGAGAGACCUCUAAGAGUAGCUACUGGUUUCACAUAUUUGGGUCCUAAGUUUAUGAAGGAGAAUGGACUGAGUUAUGUGACAUUUUCAACUGCUGAUGGAGCUCUGGAAGCAGCUCCGGCAAUGGGAAUUGCCGAUGCUAUCGUGGAUCUCGUGAGCAGUGGGACCACAUUGAAAGAGAAUAAUCUGAAAGAAAUCGAAGGUGGAGUUAUCUUGGAAAGUCAGGCUGUGCUUGUUGCAAGCAGGAAGUCAUUAAUCCGGCAAAAAGGCGUGCUUGAUAUAACACAUGAGAUGCUUGAAAGAUUUGAAGCUCAUUUAAAGGCCGUUGGUCAGUUCACGGUGACGGCCAACAUGAGGGGAAGCAGUGCAGAGGAAGUGGCUGAACGAGUCCUAAGCCAACCUUCGUUAUCUGGGUUGCAGGGACCCACUGUUAGCCCAGUUUUCUGUAAGAACGAUGGGAAUGUGGCAGCAGAUUAUUAUGCCGUAGUCAUCUGUGUGCCGAAGAAAGUACUUUACGAAUCUGUUCAGCAGCUGAGGAAGAUUGGAGGCAGUGGGGUCCUUAUUUCACCUCUGACAUACAUCUUCGAUGAGGAAACUCCAAGGUGGCGCCAGCUUCUUUCCAACUUGGGCCUCUGAUUGUGUGUCCAAAUAUCGUACUUCACAUUUGUGGGAAAAGAACACGCGGGAUAACAACUGAGGCUCUGUAACUGUUAAAGUUUUCGUGCUAACCACAUCAUGUGCUUGUCGUGUAGAAUUGUAUUUACGGCCUGUUUUGUACACAACCGACUAGCUGGCGGCUGAUUGUGUCAUUCAAAGGGAUGUGUGGUUGGUGUAUUUUUAUUAAGUCGUGGAGGACUAGGUGCUGACUUACUUCGUGUUAUACCCAAAAUGGUGCUUAUUACGUUCAGUUUUUCUUGUCUUAGGGAUGUUUGUAAAAGGAUGGCAAAAUGUGGUAUUUUUCUAUCAAAAAGGAUUGAACCGAGUGCACUAAAUAAUUUGUGUUGUAAUUUGUGUUGUUGUUGUUGUUGUUGUUG